Molecule: messenger RNA, 1235 nt
Organism: Dromaius novaehollandiae (emu)
Lineage: Eukaryota; Metazoa; Chordata; Aves; Casuariiformes; Dromaiidae
Product: M protein, serotype 2.2-like
Exons: 6
Coding region: 330-932 (200 amino acids)
Source: RefSeq, a predicted model, not a curated record
GCAUGGCUCCAUCCUGCUCGGGGCUGAGACUCGGGUCCCGGAGGCUGUCUGCAGCCCCUGCACGCCUUGGCCCUCGAUGGGGGCCCUGCGGGGCUGGGUGGAGGUGGGGGGCGGGCCCUGCCACCCGUCCCGGAGGGCUCUGGGUGCUACCCGCCUGCCUGGGUGCCUGAUCUCUGCCCCGGGGGUCUGCACUCAGCAGCCUCCCCUCUCCUCAACCCUGCAGGCUGCAGCGCUCCUGGGAGGGGGCUGAGGAGCCCGACGUGGGGCUGAGGGAAGAGCUCAGCACCCUCUUGAGCUGCCUGAAGGAGAGCGAGCAGGAGACAGCUGCAAUGCAGGAGCAGCUCCGGGGCUUGGAGCAGGAGAAAGAGGAGCUCCGCACCACCCUGCAGGAGCUCACCACCGAGGUACCGAGAGCCCCGUGCCAACACCCCCUCGGACACCCCUCUGGCUGCCCCACGACCCCCUCGCGCUUGGCCCUCACCCCCGGUUCAUCUCCACAGCACUUGGCCUUGGCAGCGCAGCAUGCCCAGAGCUCCCAGCAGCUGGAGAGGACCAAAGAAGUCCUCCCGCAGCUCCAGGCAGAGCUGACGGAGGUGAAGGCCGAGGGAGACGCGGCCCGGAAGGAGCUCCACCAGGAGAAGCAGUCAGCAGCCAAGCUGGCAGAGGCCCUGCGGGAGCAGGCUGAGAUCGAGAAGGUGCUGAGGAAAGAACGCGAGUGCCUCCGGGAGAGACGCGAGGGCCUCCAAGGGCAGACAGUGGGGGGGAAGACGGAGCAGGCGGCCAGGCUGUCCACGUCACUUAUGCGGGAGAUGGUGGCUGUGAAGCUGGUAGGACGGACAAGCCCGACGGGGGCCUUGGGGAAGAAAGGGUGUGCAGGGCACCCGCUGGCUUUGGGGGCACUGGUCUCAGUGGGGAUGAGGGUGGGGGUCUGAGCCCCCAAGGCCCAGCAGUCUUGCCCACACCGACACGUGUCCUGCUGUGCCUUGACCUGCAGGAGGAGCAGCUGGUGGCAAAGAGGCAGGGCAUCACUUUCUGGCUGCAGUGAGUUGCCGCGUGGGGCUCGGCGUGCCAGGGCUGGUGUGCGGGGGGUGGGAUGCCCAGGCUGGCGGUCCCAAGGCAUCCAUCAGCUUCUCCCUUCUCAACACGGACACAGCUCAGGAUCCCUUCUCCCGGGGUUGCGGAGGUGGUGGUUGUUUCUGGGCUCAGUAGGGAGAUGAAGAGCAGAGCCGAGAUGC